UAGAGCAGUGUAUAAGGAAGUUUAAGUGUUUGGUUCAGUGUGUGUGUGUUUGUGUGUGUGUGUGUGUGUGUGUGUGUGUGUGUGUCUGUGUGUGUGUGUGUGUGUGUGUGUGUGUGUGUGUGUGUGUGUGUGUGUGUGUGUGUGUGUGUGUGUGUGUGUUUGUGUGUAUGUGUGUGUGUGUGUUGGUUGGUUGUGUGUGUGUGUGUGUGUAUGUGUGUAUGUGUGUGUGUGUGUGUGUGUUGGUUGGUUGGUUGUGUGUCCGCCUCCCUUUCUUCAUUUCCUGAAUCCAGCUCCUCCGACACACAGCGACAUGGCAGGAAAACGCACACUAAGGAACUAAAAUCUGAAAAUGAAGAGCAAAGCUCGGCUCCAGCCCGCGAUAUUCUGACGACGACACCCACCAAUGGGCCGAGGGUGUUGGCAGGUGCAGGAUGAGUGCUGAGCAGCUAUUGGAGGAGACGCUGAUCAAGCGGUCGCAACAGAAAAAGAGGACGUCACCGCUGAACUACAAAGAGAGACUGUUUGUCCUGACCAAGAACUCACUGACCUACUAUGAAGGAAGAGCUGAGAAGAAGUUCAGGAGAGGCUCGAUUGAUCUGAGUCGCAUCAGAUGUGCCGAGAUUGUCAAGAACGGAGGAGGAGUCAUCCCCUGCCAGAACAAAUACCCCUUCCAGGUGGUGUAUGAUAACAACACUCUCUAUGUGUUCGCUCCGAGUCACGACAGCAGGAGUCUCUGGGUUCAGAGCCUCAAAGACGAAAUCAAAGACAACCAGGUGAUCACGGCCAAGUUUCACCCCCAGUUCUGGCAGGAGGGGGCGUGGCUCUGCUGCCGUCAGGUGGACAAACAGGCUCUCGGCUGUGAGGAGUAUAACCUGUUUGGAGACAUUUCCAGAAAACCGUUACCCCCGAUUCCUGGAGAGGAGGGUAAAGACAGGAAGGUAACUGCUAACCACACACACACACACACACACACACACACACACACACACACACACACACACACACACACACACACACACACACACACACACAGUAGCAUACCACAACCACAGCUAAUACUCCUCCACUUCCUCCUGGUCCUGCAGCGACCGCCCCCUCCUCCUCUCCCACCGGCCCCCGAGGAUGACGAAGACAAUGAUGAAGAUGACGAUGAAGAUGAAAACAGGGAAGACGUGGUGGUGGCGAUGUACGACUUCCCGGCGGCCGAACAGCACGACCUGAGUCUGGUCAAAGGUAGCGAGUACGUUAUCCUGGAGAGAUGCGACGUUAACUGGUUCAAAGCGCGCAACAAGUACGGUGAGGAAGGCUACAUCCCAAGUAACUAUGUAACAGAGAAGAUAUCCGGAAACCUGGUGCAGUUUGUCUGGUACAGUAAACAAGUCAACAGGAACAAGGCAGAGGAACUCCUGAGGAAGGAGGACAAAGAAGGAUCCUUCAUCGUUAGAGACUCCAGCACUCCAGGAACCUACACAGUGUCUCUCUACGUCAAGUCUAUCGGAGGCGAGGGAGGUGCAGCUGUAAAACAUUAUCACAUCAAGGAGACGCAAGGCUCGCCCACACAGUUUUACCUGGCGGAGAAACAUUUGUUCAGCUCCAUCCCCGACCUGAUCGAGUACCACAAACACAACGCAGCAGGUCUUGUAGCCAGGUUGAGGUAUCCUGUAGGAAAACAGGACAAGUCUGCUCCGUCCACUGCUGGCUUCAGCUACGAGAAGUGGGAGAUCAACCCCAGCGAGCUUACCUUCAUGAAGGAGCUGGGCAGCGGUCAGUUCGGUCUGGUGAGGCUUGGCAAGUGGAGGGCUCAGCACAAAGUUGCCAUCAAGGCCAUCAAGGAGGGAGCCAUGUACGAGGAGGACUUCAUUGAGGAGGCAAAGGUCAUGAUGAGGCUAUCUCACCCUAAACUGGUGCAGCUGUAUGGAGUGUGCAGCCAGCAGCGGCCCAUCUACAUCGUCACAGAGUUCAUGGAGCACGGCUGCCUGCUGAACUUCCUCAGGCAGCGGCGGGGCAGCUUCAGCCUCGGGUCUCUGCUGAGUAUCUGCCUGGACGUCAGCGAGGGCAUGGAGCACCUGGAAAGCAACGGCUUCAUCCACAGAGAUCUGGCUGCCAGAAACUGUCUAGUGAAUGACGCUCUGGUGGUGAAGGUCUCUGACUUCGGCAUGGCCAGAUAUGUGUUGGACGACCAGUACACCAGUUCAUCGGGUGCUAAGUUCCCUGUGAAGUGGUCGCCUCCUGAAGUCUUUAACUUCUGCAAAUACAGCAGCAAGUCUGACGUCUGGUCCUUCGGUGUGUUGAUGUGGGAAGUCUUCACUGAGGGCCGAAUGCCAUUUGAACAGAGUCCCAACCACGAGGUCGUUACCUUGGUAACCAAGGGUCACCGCCUCUACAGGCCCAAAAUGGCCACACCUGCCAACUACGAAAUCAUGCAAUGCUGUUGGCACGAGAGACCAGAGGAGCGUCCUUCUUUCUCUCAGCUCUGCAUGAUGAUCUCCGACGCUCUGGAGAGUGACACCCCUCCCCCGAACUGACCAAACUGACCAAUCAGCUGCUUCCACCUCGGUCAUUCCUGUGGUUCUUUAAAGGUGUUAUCUGAUUUACGGCGCUGUAGAACAGGACGACAACAUUGAGAACUCGGUGUAACGGUGCUAAAACUGACGCUCACAUUUGUUUAAUCCAGUCGAGUCACUUCAGAUCUGCUCAACCAGAACAACACUUGGACAGCUGCUCAUGUUUAUAGUUUGUUGCACAAAUCUGACGCCUGUAUGAGCUAGCAGCAAUGAAAACCAUGUGUAAUGGGCUCCAUGAUGGACACUGCCUUCUCCUCUGUGGAGCUCAAACCAUCCGGGUCUACCUCCUAGUCGGACAUGGGGGAGAUCUGUUGGUGACAAAUGGAUAAAAGUGAGCAGUGGUAAACAGUGUCAGCUAACAAAACACACUAUGAAGCUUCACUUUCCUUCCAGUAAGGACUCAGCUGUGUGAAUUGUUCCUGUGACGUUUAAGGAAUGUCACCAAGUCAGGAUGUUGAUUUUUGUUUGUUUUUUAAUGUUCAAAUGUCUGUCAGUAACUGUACCGCAAAUCUGUCGUAAUACGGUGAACAUUAAUAUUAAAGAGAGAAACUGGCUGUCAUUUAACUUUUGGUUACAUUUUUUGAUGAAAACGAACAUUUUCAGUCUGUUCAUCAGGUGUGGCUUUCCCUGUGAAGAUGUCUGGUCUUACAGUAGGCUGACAUCAGAUGAGAUAGAGUGCUUCUCAUUACCUUUUGUUUCACGUCUCCUCGCCUCUCGAAUGUCGCGGGAAUUGUUCUGGUCCAUCAUCAGGAAGGACGUUCAGACGCCUGAGCUGUGCACUGAGCUCUAAAGACUUUUAUCAAACUGACACACCCUUUAUUGGGAAUUGGCAGUGCUUGGAUGCUGCAGCUGAUCUGAUACUACUAAGACUAACAACUAAUUAUUAUUUUCUCCAUUAAUUGAUUAGUUGUUUGGUCGAAAGAUGUCAGAAAAUGGUGUAACACUGUUUCCCGGAGCCCAAAAUGGCAUUUUCAAAUGUCUUGUUCAGAAAAUAUUCACAUUUAAAAAGCUGGAGUCACAGAAUUUGGACAUUUCUUCUCUUAAAAAUUACUCCAAAUGAUUCAUUGAUUAUUAAAAAAACUGAUUGAUUUCAUAGUUCUCAAUUAAUCAGUAACUUACUAAUAAUUGCAGUUCUACGUUGCAGUCCCAGUUUCAUACAGGGACAAAAAACAGAACUUUUUACUUUUCCAUUUACUAAUUGGUUUCCAUACAGUUUAUUUACGCCCUUGCAUAUCUUUCAUGAAACAAAUACUUUGGAUGCUUAUUUCAACCGUCUGUUGUAGCUCUUUAACUCUCUUUUAGUUGUGGUGCUGUUGUAGAAGAACCUACCGUAACCCCCUUCAAUCUGUUCUCAAUGUAAGACUUGUCUGUUUCACAGCACAUCGCUUAAAAUAACAAAUUCUAUGAAUUAGUUCUGAAACUAAACUAUUCUAUGUGUUGUAUUUUCAGUUCUCUAAAAUGGUGAAACAAGUUCAUUUUUUCGUGAGACUGCAGCCUCAGCAUAAUCUUCCACUUUAGUGGUUCAGAUAUGAGCUGAUCUACUAACAAGUAUUGUUUGUGUUUUUAAAG
Scomber scombrus (Atlantic mackerel) is the source of this 4133-nucleotide messenger RNA. RefSeq names its product tec protein tyrosine kinase (gene tec). The record is from RefSeq and is a predicted model, not a curated record. Bases 432 to 2525 code for a protein of 697 amino acids. Gene Ontology annotation, biological process: adaptive immune response; intracellular signal transduction; B cell receptor signaling pathway. The transcript has 17 exons. Lineage: Eukaryota; Metazoa; Chordata; Actinopteri; Scombriformes; Scombridae. Gene Ontology annotation, molecular function: ATP binding; protein binding; non-membrane spanning protein tyrosine kinase activity.